Penaeus chinensis is the source of this 2084-nucleotide messenger RNA. RefSeq lists its product as uncharacterized. The transcript is spliced from 2 exons. NCBI's taxonomy places the organism in Eukaryota, Metazoa, Arthropoda, Malacostraca, Decapoda, Penaeidae. The coding region runs from base 879 to 1469 and encodes 196 amino acids. The record is from RefSeq and is a predicted model, not a curated record.
GAGAGACAAGACAGAUAGAGAGACAAAAGUAACUAUACACAGACAGCGAGAACGACACCGACAGCCGAGAGGCAGACGGCGAGGGACUCCGAAAGGCCGGCGCCCCCCCCCCCCAAAGGGCGCCGCGCCAGCCAGUCGCCCGCGGGCCUUCGCAGCCUCAGGUCGUGUCCGAGGGAGCUCUCGCCUGUGGCCGCCAGCGCGCGAAAACCACGUGACCUCGCAAUCGCCUCCGUAGGUCUUUCGCGAGCUUUUCUUCUCUCCCUGUCCCCCGUUUAUUCCAAAUUCGCGCUCUUUUCUUUCUUUUCGUUACGCCUCAAUUAACCCCAUUCCCCCUCGCUUCUUUCUCCUUUCCCAAACUUCCCUUUUCGCCCACACCUCGCUCUUCCAUCUUUCCCUAACUCUUCCUUUUACCCAAUCUUCACUCUUCUUCCUCUUUCCCUAGCUCUCCCCUUUUUAUCCAAUUCCUGCUCUUCUCUCUUUCAAACGGUUCUUUAUCUCUUUCCCUUCCGCCACUUUUACCCUAUUUCCGCUCUUCCUUCUUUCCCUGCUCACUCUCUUCUUCUAUUCCCGGUUUUUCUUGUUUCUCUUUCCCUAUUCCCACUUUCACCUAAUUCCCGUUCUCCCAUUCUCCCCUUUCCUUUCCCCCUUUUACCCAAUUCCCGCCGAUCCUUCAUUUCUCUAACUCCCCCUUUCAUCCAUUCCUCGUUCUUCCUUCUUUCUUCUUCCCUUCCCGCGCUUUUACCCAAUUCCUGCUCUUCCAUUUUUCUCCUUCCCUAACUCCCCUUUUAAUCCAAUCUUCUCUCUUCCAUUUUCCUUACUCCUUCUUUUUAAUCCAAUUCUCGCCCUUCCUCCUUUCUCCUUCCCUUCCCACCUCCCGGAUGAAGCGGGUGAGAGGAUUCUUCCACGCAGCGGGCGGCGCAGACUCUCCCGUGGGCGCCGUGGGCGUGGUGGGCGACAGCAGCAUCAGCGCCCUCAGCAGCGGCGGCGUGGCGGCGGGCGUAGGCGCGGGCGAGGGUGUGUGGGGCGCGCCGCCGCAGGGAGGCAAACGGACUAUGGACUUCCUGAACCGCGGCAAAAUGGCGACCAAAGGCAAGCUCUCCAAGAUGAUCUACGUGAAGCCCUACGAGCACACGGAGGAUGAGGCGGCGAAGGAGGGCAAGGAGGACAUCAUGGACGACGAGGACGACACCCAGAGCGAGAAGGAGAACCUGUCGGACUUUCUCUUGCAGCAUCAGCAGAAGCGUAGGACUCCCGCGGACCUGCCCCGGGCGCGCUCCCUCGAGCAGUUCCCCUCGCCCGGCCUCAGGGGGUCCUCGGGGGGCACGGACGUCUCGGUGGGAGGGAGGAGGGGGUCCUACGAGAAGCCCCGGGGGAGGUCGCUAGGCACCCCGACGACCACGCACUCGCCCGCCCCCAUCGCCUCGGGGACGAUUCACGCGUCGCCCCUGAGGAGGACGCUCAAGUGGUAGCCGGGGAAGCAGGAGUCGAAGGGAAGUGACCCGAGUGCAGUGCAGGCGCUUUCCGGCGCCGGGGGAACAUAAUGAGCGCGAGAGAUGGUACCAGUGCAGUGACGACAAACAGUGAAAAGGGGAUAAUGCCAUGUGCAAAGGGUAACACCAAUGCAGUGACGAAAAACAAUAAAAAUGGACAGUGCCAUGCGUAAAGGUGAUACAAAUACAGUGAAGACAACAAUGGAAAAAGGGACAGUGCCAUACGCAAAAGGUGAAACCAAUGCAAUGACGACAGUGAAAAAGGAACAAAGCCAUGCGCAAAGGGUGACCAAUGCAGUGACGACAAACAGUGAAAAACGGUUAUGCCUUGGGCAAAAGGUGAAGCAAACACAAUGACGACAAACAAUAAGAGAUGAACAUUGUACAAAAUAAAAAUUAUCGAAGGCUACAAAUCCCAGUGACGUUUAUGAAGGGAAGUAACGGGAUCUUAAAGUGAUAAAUUCAUGACAUUUUCCUCUACUGGAUGAGAUAAAAAAUGAACAUAACUAACAAAGAAGUGACAAAUAAACUAAAUUGCUUUAAUCUAACAGAAAUAUAUAUUCUUUAGGUAAGAAAAUAAAAAUUAUGAACACU